AGCAAGAUCACUGCAGCAACGACCACGACUCUACCUACAUACUUUCUCAGAACGUACCAUCAUGUCUCUGAUCCAUGCCUUGGUUGCCCGAGGCUCGACGAUCCUUGCGGAGCACAAGAGCGGGACGAGGGACUUCUCGCAAGCGACACAAACCAUCCUGUCAAAGAUCCCGCCGAACAACAGCAAAUUGACGUAUGUAUGGGAGCAGUAUCUCUUCCACUAUGUCUCGGAGGGUGGCUUCACAUACCUCGUCAUGGCGGAUGAUUCGGCAGGACGCCGGAUGCCGUUCACCUUCCUCGCCGAGCUGCAGCAACGAUUUACCUCACUUCCCUCCGCCUCCUCCGACGACCUCUCCUCCGCACCGUCAUAUGCCCUACAAGGCAGCUUCGGAUCGACGAUCGCACAGCUCAUGAACACGUACAACACAGCCCCUCCUACAGACGAGCUCACACGUGCGCAAGCGGAGCUCGCGCAGGUGAAGGACAUCAUGGUGCAGAAUGUCGAGCAGAUCCUCUCCCGCGGCGAGCGCAUCGAGCUGCUCGUCGACAAGACGGACAACAUGGCAAGCCAGGCCACCGCAUUCCGGCGUGGCGCGCGGACCGUACGCCGGCAGAUGUGGUGGAAGAACAAGCGCGUCGUCGGGCUCAGUGUGCUUGUGGCUCUGGUCCUCGUGUGGGUCCUUGUUGCCCAGUUCUGCGGCGCCGCCCUAAACCAGUGUGGUUCCUCGUCUGACUGAGCACGCACGUUCGGUCGGUGUGUUAUAUGACCCGAUAUGAUUAUUCCGGACUUUAAUUAGCUUAUGACCUUCGCAAUUGACAGGGCGGAUUAUGCCUUGAUUCCUCGAAUCAGGAUUGCUGUAUUAUAGCCUGUACAUAUCUGCUCGCCUUGACCCACUAGAAUCAACAUAUGCGACGGUGUCUGUAUUCGAUCGGUCGCUUAAAACCACUAGCACAGUUAAGCAUUGCCUGCUCACAUCUGCGG
Fomitopsis serialis is the source of this 981-nucleotide messenger RNA. RefSeq names its product vesicle-associated membrane protein. Lineage: Eukaryota; Fungi; Basidiomycota; Agaricomycetes; Polyporales; Fomitopsidaceae. The coding region runs from base 62 to 736 and encodes 224 amino acids. Gene Ontology annotation, cellular component: membrane. The record is from RefSeq and is a predicted model, not a curated record. Gene Ontology annotation, biological process: vesicle-mediated transport. The transcript has 5 exons.